AUGCUGACGCGUCGCAAAUCGUCAAUAGAUGGAACGAAAUCGGAGAGAAGCCGAAGACGUGGCGAAUCGAUUGGCGGCGCUUUCACUGAUAUGAUUAAUAUUGAGCCAACGAGUAUUAUCAAUAAAUCGACAGAACUUCUCCACGAACGUUUUCUCCGAGAUAUGGUCCGUGCAGCAUGCCUUUUAUCAAUGAUAUCAUUAUGUCUACAUACUCCAGAAACUAUCAAAAUGUGGCCUCCUUUGAAUUAUAUUAUUCUGGUAAAUGACGUCAUAGUUACACUUAUUUUCAUUGGAGAAGCUGCUGUGACUAUAAAUCAAAAUGGCCUCUUCGAUAAUCAAAAUUCGUAUUUACGGGAUCGAUGGUAUCAAUUCGAGUUUUUUCUUCUCAUUAAUCAUAUUCUAUCAUGUAUUAUUCAUAUUUAUGAACUAUGCUCAAUCUGGUUUCCAUCGUUGAAUUUCGUUUAUUAUCCAUGGCUUGGUGCUCUACGAUCUGCACGUCCAUUCAUCUUUUUGAGAUUUAUCCGAUCGAUUGUUCGAUUCAAACUUCCAAAAAACCGGAUAAAAUCUAUUAUGAAACGAUCAUCUCAACAAAUACAAAACGUUACAAUAUUUUUCAUGUUUUUUGUGUUUUCGUAUGCAAUAAUGGGUGUUCAGCUGUUCGGAAGACUCAAUUACCAUUGUGUUGUGAAUGGAACUGACCCUAAUAAUGUAACAAUUGCUGAUCUCGCAAUACCAGAUACAAUGUGUUCUCAAAAAGGAGCUGGAGGAUAUGAAUGUCCGGGGAAUAUGGUCUGUAUGAGACUACAAUUGAAACCACAAGAAGAGGGAUUCUAUGGACAAUUCAGUGACUUCGCAUCUUCACUUUUCACCGUCUAUUUGGCUGCAAGUCAAGAAGGAUGGGUCUAUGUAUUAUAUGAUUGUUUGGACUCAUUACCUUCAUUCCUUGCUUUUUUCUAUUUUGUCACUCUCAUUUUCUUUUUGGCGUGGUUGGUGAAGAAUGUAUUCAUUGCUGUAAUCACUGAAACUUUUGCUGAAAUUCGUGUGCAAUUCAAUGAAAUGUGGCAAACAAGAGAAGCAACUUCUGAUCAUGUAUACACGCAGAAACUGGAAAAAGAUGAAGACGGAUGGAAGUUGGUUGAAGUGGAUAAGUACAAUAGAUCACAUUCAAACAACUCACUUUAUCUGCAUACUAUAGUAACAUCAACUGCAUUUCAAACGGUAAUGCAGUUAAUGAUACUCGCAAAUGCAAUAUUUCAUGCAACUUUUGUAUUUUAUCACGACGAAUCUGAUCAAAUUCGAAAAGUUUGGUAUUAUUAUGUGGAAGUUGGAUUCACAAUUCUAUUCAACACGGAGGUUAUCAUCAAGAUAUAUGCAUUCGGUUGGAAGGCUUAUAUCGCUCGUGGACAACAUAAAUUUGAUUGUCUUCUCUGCAUUGGAUCGAGUUUGAAUGCAAUUUGGAUUCUUUAUGAAACAAAUAUCUUCACAUAUUUUCAAGUAUUUCGAAUCGCUCGUCUCAUCAAAGCCUCUCCGAUGCUUGAAGAUUUCGUUUAUAAAAUUUUCGGCCCGGGAAAGAAAUUGGGAGGUUUAGUGAUAUUCACUGGAAUUCUUCUGAUUGUCACAUCUGCAAUUUCACUUCAAUUAUUCUGUUAUGUUCCGAAAUUGAACAAAUUUACAAACUUUGCAGUGGCAUUCAUGUCAAUGUUCCAAAUAAUAACUCAAGAAGGAUGGACAGAUGUUGUCAUAGAAAUACUUCGAGCAUGCAAUGAACAGGCAGUUCCAUUCGUCGCCAUUUAUUUUGUUGCUUAUCAUUUAUUAGUUACUUUGUUCGUUUUGUCUCUUUUUGUUGCCGUUAUUCUUGAUAAUUUGGAAAUGGACGAAGAAUUGAAGAAAGUAAAACAAUUGAAAGCAAGAGAACAGGAUACGAUUAAAACAACUCUUCCGAUGCGUCUCCGAAUUUUCAAUAGAUUCCCAACUGCUCCAACAAUGGUAACGAUGAAGAAAGUGUCUUCUGAGUUUCCACUUCCAAAGAUACGAGAUUCCUUCACAAGACAGUUUGCUGAUGAAUUUGUAGAAACAAGUGACGAUACAAUUCAAGAAAUCGGAUUAAAAGUCCGUUCGAUGCUUUCUGGAAAAGGACCGUCGAAAGAAACAAGAAUAACAACAACGAUACGACAUGUUGGACAGUUAUCCAAUAAGACAAUUCUCACUUCGAUGCUAACUGAAUCCAAUCGAAACCGUGCUCUUUUCUCUGAAUCAAAUCAACAUUUAGCCAAUUUCACAAGAAGUAACACAUCAUCAAAACACGGGAAAAGUGGAAUUCUAUCUGCUAAUUCCCGUUCAAGAACACGUGGAUUGGCUUCUUUAAAAGGGAAGAACAUGGUCGAGGGAUUCAAAGAAAAUGGAGAUUUACGUCCAGAAGAUACAGCAAGAAAAGUCGAAAAACACGGAGAAAUUGACUUCAAAGCACUGCAAAUGAAGAGAGCUCAUGCUGAAAUAACGAGAAAUCGAAUCGAAGAAGAAAUGCGUGAAAACCAUCCGAUGUUCGAUCGUCCAUUAUUUCUUGUGGGUCGAGAAUCCUCACUCCGUCGAAUGUGUCAAAUGAUUGCUCAUUCUCGACAUUCUUAUGAUCAAAACGAUGGACAACACAGAAAACAUUCAAAUAAAUACAAACAAUUUCAUGAUUUUUUGGCGAUAAUAACUUAUUUGGAUUGGGCAAUGGUACUGGUGACAACACUCUCAUGUUGCAGUAUGUUGUGGGAAUCUCCUUGGCCAACUACUGGAGAAAAUCUCAUUUUCAAUAAUUUCUAUCUACAGAUAGCGGAGUACAUAUUUGUCCUCGUAAUGAGUUUCGAGCUAGUUGUCAAAUGUAUUGCCAAUGGACUCUUCUUCACUCCGAAAGCAUUGGUUACAGAUGUUGGAGAUAUACUGACGAUAUUCAUUUACAUUACAAGUUUAAUAUUUGUAAUCUGGAUGCCGAAUCACAUUGAAAUCAACAGUUGGGCACAACUUUUAAUGAUUUGUCGAGCAUCAAGACCUCUGAGAGUUUAUGCUUUGAUUCCACAUAUUCGGAGAGUUGUUGUAGAGUUAUGUCGAGGAUUUCGAGAGAUUCUAUUGGUAACAAUUCUUCUAGUUGUUCUCAUGUUUAUUUUCGCAAGUUUUGGUGUUCAACUGGUCGGUGGAAAGUUGGCAUCUUGUAAUGAUCCAAUGAUAACAACUCGUGAAAAUUGUACUGGAUUAUAUGAUGUGAAAUUAUUUGUAACGCGAAUGGAAGUAUACGGAAAACAUGAUAAUGCAAUGCAUCCAUCAAUUGUUGUACCACGUGUAUGGACAAAUCCCCGAAAUUUUAACUUCGAUCAUAUCGGAAAUGCAAUGUUGGCUCUUUUCGAGACACUUUCUUAUAAAGGAUGGAAUGUUGUCAGAGAUAUUUUAUAUUUGAGACAUGGAGCUUGGGCGGUUCUGUUCAUUCAUAUUUAUGUUUUCAUCGGAUGUAUGAUUGGUUUAACUCUUUUCGUCGGAGUUGUCGUGGCAAAUUACACGGAGAAUCGUGGAACUGCAUUGUUAACAGUCGAUCAACGUCGUUGGCAUGAUCUGAAAGCUCGUCUGAAGAUGGCUCAACCACUUCACGUGCCUCCGAAACCACCGGAAUCUGCAAAACUUCGAUGUUAUCUUUAUGAUUUGACGACAUCUCGUUGGUUCAAACAACUAUUCGCUGCUCUCGCUCGUAGUUUUGAAUUCAUUCACUUUGGUUAUUCCAUGGAAUUAAUAUCAGCUCUUUGUAAUAUUCUAUUCACUCUGGAAUGCUUACUCAAAAUGAUUGCAUUCACUCUUUCUGGAUUCUGGCAAUCAAGGAGGAAUCGAAUUGAUUUUAUCAUUACAAUUCUCGGAAUCAAUUGGAUUGUUUUCCAUUUUCUGUUUCAAUUACCUGCAUACUUUGCCGGCGGAAUAAAAGAAUGGAAACGUCUGACAUAUACGUACGGAUACCUUGUUGUUAUUCUUCGUUUUUUCACCAUUGCUGGACGAAAAUCAACACUGAAAAUGUUGAUGCUGACUGUUGUCAUGUCAAUGGUUCGAUCAUCUUUCAUUAUUGCUGCAAUGUUUCUUUUGGUUCUUUUUUAUGCAAACGCUGGAGUUGUUCUCUUCGGAAUGGUCAAGUAUGGUCAAGCAGUUGGAAAACAUGUGAAUUUUCGGAAUGGACGGGAGGCUUUAGUGGUGUUAUUUCGAUCAGUAACUGGAGAAGAUUGGAAUGAUAUAAUGCAUGAUUGUAUGAGAGCUCCACCAUUUUGUAAUUGGCAUCCAGGACUCAGUUAUUGGCAAACUGAUUGUGGUAAUUAUGUGGGAGCAAUCGUUUAUUUCUGCUCGUUUUAUCUCAUCAUCACCUACAUUGUGUUGAAUCUUCUUGUCGCUAUAAUUAUGGAGAACUUUUCAUUGUUCUAUUCAUCGGAAGAAGACGCACUUCUCUCUUACGCAGAUAUUCGAAAUUUCCAAUUAGUCUGGAAUAUGGUGGAUACGGAACAGAAACGAUCAAUUCCAGUUCGGAGGGUGAAAUUUCUAUUGAGAUUAUUAAAAGGAAGAUUAGAAGUGACUGGGGAAGAUGAUGGAUUGUUAUUCAAACAUAUGUGUCAUGAAAUGGAAAGAUUACAUAAUGGAGAUGAUGUCUCAUUUCAUGAUGUUCUCAAUAUGUUAUCCUAUCGAAGUGUCGAUAUUCGAAAGAAUUUGCAACUAGAAGAGUUAUUGCAACGAGAAGAGUUGGAGUAUAUAAUUGAAGAAGAAGUUGCGAAACAUACGAUCAGAACGUGGCUGGAAAACUGUUUGAAAAAUAUAAAGGCGAGGCAGAACAAUACUCUCGGAAAAAUGAGUUCGAUUGGAUCAACAUUUGCAUUUCCACAAUCACAAGACUUAUUGACAAAAGGAGUUGUUCUAACAGAAGCAUCUCCGGAUGAAGAAUCAUUACAAGGAGAUAAAGGAAGUGGAAAAAAGAAGGCGUCGAGAGGAAAUUCUAUCACUGAGAUAGUAACUGAAGCACAGAAGAAAAGUGUGAAACGAGGAGCAGAGAAAAUAAAAGAACGGCGAGGAACUCUUCGACAAAUGCAAAUGGGAACAUACGAUGAGUUGGAAGAAGUUGAAGAAGAUGAGGAUACAGAUGCAGAAGUACGGAGAUCUUCAUUUGAGUAUUCUGGUGUUGAUAUGAUACAAAUGUCACAUGAGAAACAGUUAGAAGAUGUCAAAACUUGGUGGACGUUAUGUGAUUAG
Molecule: messenger RNA, 5250 nt
Organism: Caenorhabditis remanei
Lineage: Eukaryota; Metazoa; Nematoda; Chromadorea; Rhabditida; Rhabditidae
Exons: 23
Coding region: 1-5250 (1749 amino acids)
Biological process (GO): transmembrane transport; monoatomic ion transport
Cellular component (GO): membrane
Molecular function (GO): monoatomic cation channel activity
Source: RefSeq, a predicted model, not a curated record